AUGUUCCAUGUCUCUAGAAUUAUUCCAAAUUUUUAUACAAAAUGCAUUUACAACGUACACAUGCAGAUUUCCAGAAAACAUACAUGGAAAAACGCCACUGGAUCUGCAAAAACUCUAAUAUCCCUAUUGGAUGGAACAUUUAAAAACGCCGAAGGCUCUGCCAAUCCCAACCAUGAGGAUAUUAUGAAUGAAGCAAAAAAAUACAUGGGCCAAGAAACAACCCUUUAUGUUGACUCCUCCGUGUUCUCAAAACUGUCUCUUUACAAACCAGGUUCAGGUCUUUGGAAUGAUUGCUUGAAGAAGAUAAACGAUAAGUUGGUACAGCAUGCUGCAAAAAAAACAGAAACACUUGAGGACAAGUCCAUUUUUGAUGUUCAUGUGCUAGUUUCUCUUUCCAAAUCGGUUAUGAGGACAAAUUUGGUUUCACAACCACUAGCUAGCGUGUUACUUUAUUAUCUAAAGAAUGCUGAUCGUAUGAUACCAAAAAGGAUCGAAUUACUGAACUCUAUACUAGAAUACCUAGUAUAUUCUGAUUCUUCCUCCAACUUUCCCAUAUUAUGUGAUGCUAUAACAGAAUGUGCUGGAGAUAUUGCUCCGCGUCAUUUGGCUAGUGUAUUUUAUUAUUUGUCAAAAUUAGGCAACAAGAAUGAAGCAAUGAUUCAAUCAAUAUCAAGGGUUCUUCAUAAUAAUAUUGCAAGGGGGACACUCACUUCUUUUGAAAAGACACAGCUUGCAAAAACUUACUCUAUACUAAAUCACGAGCACAUUACAUUUUUUAACCAUAUAUCGCAGGAACUUAUGCACAUAUUUGAGCAUAUGGAUCUAGGGCUCUACUUUAAUAAUAGUUGUCUUAAGGACGAUACAUACAUCAGAGGGAUUGGUAGUAAUAAUCUAGAACCUAGUGGGAUCAUUUGUAAUGUCCUAAAGUAUAUUCACGGGGAGAACUCUUCAGAUCUUGAUGUAAUAGAGUUUAAAGGCCUAGAUGAACAACUUUACACAUGCGGUCAAAUUGUAUUCAUACUCGAUAGUAUGAUUUAUUUAAGAAUUCAUCAUCUAGAGAAUUAUUUUAAAAGGCUCAUUGAAAACGCAAUAAAACAUUGUUUCAAGACGGAAAUUUUGGAAUCCUUUGAUUCUGAACAGCUGAGAUGUUGUAUAUCUCUCUUGGCUAACUGCAAUAAGAAUGUAGAGGAUGAUAUAUUGGAAUUUAUAACAAGAAAAAUAAUCCAAGAAUAUGUCGCUGGACGUGCAACGAAUUCGCAAAUCUCCUUGUUUUUAAAAGAUUUGGUUAAGCAGACAAGGAAAGUUGUAAAGGUAAAGAGUGUAAGGAAUAAAACUUUCCACAACUCCAAGUUCAUUGCUCCAAGAUGGAUUAAUAAACCCUUGUAUUUGAAGAAUGAUCAAGGUAACGAAUCGUUUAACAGAUCUAUUAUAGAGUCACUCUGUACAAAGAUAUGUGAAAACGUUCAUAGCUUCAAGCUAGAUGAGUUAACAUGGUGCCUAAGAUCUGUAGCGUACUUGGGAUUUCGAAAUGAUGACUUUUACAAAAUAUUCAUACCAUUCUUCAGAGAACGACUAUCAGAGCUCAAUAAUUUAAGUAUUGCAAACAUUACUCAGGCCUUUAACAAGGCUGAGAUCAAGGAGCAGUACUUCUUUCACCUUCUAGGGAAACAACAUCAGCUCUACCUGAAUGAGAUCGACAGACACAAUAAACCAUACAUUAAGCGUAUCGGAUAA
Molecule: messenger RNA, 1734 nt
Organism: Theileria equi strain WA
Lineage: Eukaryota; Apicomplexa; Aconoidasida; Piroplasmida; Theileriidae
Exons: 1
Coding region: 1-1734 (577 amino acids)
Source: RefSeq, a predicted model, not a curated record